UUCCAACUAAUAAGAAGAAGCACGUUGUUAAGCUGGAGCAGUGUUAAUAAAAAUUUGCUUGGUUGUGGAAUGUAAAGUAGGUUCAAAUAGACUUAAAACUCAUUGAUUGUUGCAAAAUAUUCGUCAGUCUUGCAGUUUCACGUUUUCUUGUGAGAGGGAGUAAAUCUGAUUUAAAUGAUGCAAAGGAAGACAAUGGUUGUUCGAUUCAGCUGAUGUGAAAUGGGCCAAAUUGCUUAAUGAGCGUUGAAUGAGAGAUUGAUCAUAAAUUAUUCAGCCGUUACUUUUACAUGUACUUAUUUUCAGUGUCAUGUAAUUGGUGCCGCAAGCAACAAAGAUGGUUGGACAAUGUCAUCUGGAACUGAUAUGUCUGUUUACUUUAUGUUUCACCAUACAUGGUACAUUCCAGUAUCUGAUACAUAGAAACAGCUGCAGGCGAUAUGCUUUGUUUAAGGUCGAUGGGAAAGGGUUGAAAGUGACAGGAGGCGUCAUCGCUUCUAUGCAAGUUAAUUCUCUUCGGGACUGCCUAAAACAAUGUUUGGACACAUCAAAUUGUAAGAGCUUCAAUUAUAUUGCAACUAGCAAAGGGGAAAACUGCCAAACAUUGAGCAAUGAUAAAUUGACUGGAAGCUCCUUUGCUGCAGCUGGAUGCAAUCACUAUGAGCCUGUUGCUCAAACGGUGACACCUGGUUGCAUGUUGCUUGGUCCCGGGUCUGCAUGUUCAGCAGGAUUUAGGUGUGAAGAUUCGUGUGAUGCUAAUGCAAGAUUCAAAUGCAUUGACAUUAAUGAGUGCGAAAGCAAUCCGUGCAAAAAUGGAGCUACUUGCUUGAAUCAAAUCAACCGAUACGUAUGUCAAUGCUCCCCUGGAUACACUGGAACAAAUUGCGAAACAGACAUUAACGAAUGUGGAAGUAGUCCGUGCCUCAACAGCGGAACAUGUCAUGACCAUAUUAACAAAUAUAGUUGUACUUGUCAACCAGGUUACGUGGGAACCAGAUGUGAAACAGAUUUCAACGAGUGCAGUAGCAGCCCUUGUGUUAAUGGAAUCUGUUACAACUAUGUUAAUCGUUAUUCUUGCUCCUGUCACGCAGGAUAUUAUGGCAGUAGAUGCCAAUACGAAUAUAACGAGUGUGCCAGUAACCCUUGCCAAUUUGGAGGUAUAUGUUAUGAUCGUGUCAACAGAUUCGAGUGCCAGUGUCCCUUUGCUAGAGUUGGAACUAGAUGUGAAUGCUUUCUCUUUUGUGGAAAAAAGUAAAGAAAAUGGAAACUGGAAAAAAGAGUUAAAAUUGAACAUCAUCGAUGUGCAUGGGUGGAAGUAGAGCUGAUUGUCUUGUACAAAGUAGCUUUGCGAUAUUGUAUUUAUAGU
Rhopilema esculentum is the source of this 1363-nucleotide messenger RNA. RefSeq lists its product as uncharacterized. The record is from RefSeq and is a predicted model, not a curated record. Gene Ontology annotation, molecular function: calcium ion binding; Notch binding. Gene Ontology annotation, biological process: Notch signaling pathway. NCBI's taxonomy places the organism in Eukaryota, Metazoa, Cnidaria, Scyphozoa, Rhizostomeae, Rhizostomatidae.